UUAUAAUGUGAAAAUAUAAACUUAUACAUUGCAAAAAAAGUAUUUGCCCCAAGGGUAAAUAUUAAAGACUAGUAUAAAAAUGGAGAGUUAUAUCAACUCUAAAUCACAAAGUUGAGGGGUAUCACCGGCCCUUUUCCCUGCUUUAAUUAACAAGAGGGCUGCUCUUGAUUAAACAAUCAAAUAUUUGCAAGGCCAGAGCACACUAUAUAUACUGGUUGUACACUAAUGCAAAAAUAUCAAAAUCACCUUUUACUAAGUGUACAUCACUAGUUCAAAAUUCCUUUUUCCCAAUAAAUUGGCAGCUAGCCAUGAGAAUCAUGAAAAUAUUUUUUGUUAUUUUUGCUAUACUUGGUUGUUUUCCAUGGCCAAGUAUGCAGAGCAAUUUGGAGACGUACAUAGUUCAAGUCGAAUCUCCAGAAAGUCAAAUUUCCACUCAAUCUUCAAGAAUGGAUUUGGAGAGCUGGUACAAAUCUUUCUUGCCAAAUACCAUAGCAACCGCUGGCUCAAAUGAAAAGCCGCGGUUGAUAUAUUCAUAUCACAAUGUGAUCAUAGGCUUUGCUGCAAGAUUGUCAGCGAAGCAAGUGAAGGAAAUGGAGAAGACACCGGGCUUUGUAUCUGCGUGGCCUCAAAGGAUGUUGUCUUUGCACACUACGCAUACUCCGAGUUUUCUUGGAUUGCAACAGAACAUUGGCUUGUGGAGGGAUGCCAACUAUGGAAAAGGUGUGAUCAUUGGAGUCUUGGACACCGGGAUUACCCCUGACCAUCCUUCUUUUAGCGACAAAGGGAUGCCUCCUCCGCCUGAAAAAUGGAAGGGCAAGUGUGAAUCAAACUUCACUACGAAGUGUAACAACAAGCUCAUUGGGGCGAGGACUUUCCCAAUAGGCAGUGAUUCACCGAUAGAUGAUAAUGGACAUGGUACACACACCGCCAGCACAUCUGCUGGUGGUUUUGUGAAAGGUGCCAAUGUGUAUGGGAACGCUAAAGGCACUGCGGUUGGGAUUGCCCCUCUUGCUCACCUCGCCAUUUAUAAGGUCUGUCAGCCGUUUGGUUGCGCUGACAGUGACGUUCUAGCUGCCAUGGAUGCAGCUAUUGAUGAUGGAGUAGAUAUCCUAUCUAUUUCCCUUGGUGGAGGUAGCAGGUCAUUCUAUGAAGAUCCCAUUGCACUUGGGGCGUACAGUGCAGCAAAAAAAGGUAUUCUUGUAAGUUGCUCUGCCGCUAAUAAUGGUCCAUAUGAUAGCACCUUAUCAAACGAUGCUCCGUGGAUUCUGACAGUAGGUGCAAGCACUCUUGACAGGAAACUCAAGGCCACCAUUACCCUCGGAAACCAAAAAGUAUUCGAGGGCGAAUCAGCAUUUCAUCCAAAGGAUCACAAUUCAGCAUUUUCCCCUUUGUUUGAUCCCUCACUGAAUGCAACUGACUUCGACAGCCCUUAUUGCGGAACAGGUACUCUGAAUGACCCUGAAAUUAAAGGCAAGAUUGUUAUGUGCAUGGAUGGUGGUGGUUAUUCCAGGAUUGAAAAAGGACAAGCUGUAAAGGAUGCCGGAGGCCUUGGCAUGAUUAUCUUUACCAUUGCUGAUUAUGGUUUCACUAAAUCUGCUGAUGCUCACGUCCUUCCAGCUCUUUUUAUUUCUUACAAAGACGGAAUGGAAAUUCUUGACUACAUGAACUCAACAUCAAAACCAAUUGCAAGAAUUGAAUUUCAAGGAACAAUAAUCGGAGAUAAAGAUUCUCCGGUGGUUGCUGCAUUCUCUUCUCGCGGACCAAGCUUAGCUAGUCCUGGAAUCUUGAAACCUGAUAUUAUUGGUCCCGGUGUUAACAUUCUUGCUGCUUGGCCUUCCUCCGUAGACAACAAAACAAACACAAAGUCUACCUUCAAUAUUAUAUCGGGCACCUCCAUGUCUUGUCCUCACCUCAGCGGAGUAGCAGCAUUGCUGAAAAGCACACACCCGAAUUGGUCCCCUGCAGCUAUCAAAUCAGCAAUCAUGACAACCGCUAACACAGUGAAUCUCGCCAACGAUCCCAUCUUAGAUGAGAGGCUCCUUCCAGCUAACAUCUUCGCCAUUGGUGCAGGACAUGUCAAUCCAUCGAAAGCUAAUGAUCCAGGACUAAUCUACGACACCCAAUUUAAGGACUACCUGCCUUACCUUUGCGGUUUGAAUUACACAAAUCGACAGGUGGGAAACCUCGUUCAACGCAAAGUGGAUUGUAGGGAAGUGAAACACAUUCCUGAAGCACAACUAAAUUAUCCGUCAUUCUCCAUCACACUCGGAGAAAUUUCUCAGACAUAUACAAGAACAGUGACUAACGUCGGGGAAGCUAAAUCAUCUUAUGGUGUGGAAAUAGCUUCCCCACCCGGAGUCUCUGUGAUUGUCAAGCCCUCUACUCUGAAAUUCUCCAAGUUGAACCAGAAGUUGAAAUACCAAGUGACGUUUACGAGAAGAGACAACAGCACAAACAGUCGCAUUAUUCAAGGAUUCGUGAAAUGGAGUAGUAAGAAGUACUCUGUAAGAAGUCCAAUUGCAGUUGUGCUACAGCCUACAAUUGGUUUCUAAUUGUAUUUUUCUUCUCAGUUUGGUAAUUGAAAUAAUGUAUAACAAGCCUAU
This is a messenger RNA of Solanum dulcamara, 2603 nucleotides long. Its product is annotated as subtilisin-like protease. Gene Ontology annotation, molecular function: serine-type endopeptidase activity. Gene Ontology annotation, biological process: proteolysis. The transcript has a single exon. NCBI's taxonomy places the organism in Eukaryota, Viridiplantae, Streptophyta, Magnoliopsida, Solanales, Solanaceae. The record is from RefSeq and is a predicted model, not a curated record. The coding region runs from base 309 to 2552 and encodes 747 amino acids.